Messenger RNA from Trypanosoma cruzi, 501 nucleotides. RefSeq lists its product as uncharacterized. The coding region runs from base 1 to 501 and encodes 166 amino acids. The record is from RefSeq and is a predicted model, not a curated record. The transcript has a single exon. NCBI's taxonomy places the organism in Eukaryota, Euglenozoa, Kinetoplastea, Trypanosomatida, Trypanosomatidae.
AUGCCCUCGUCCGAGCGAUGGCGCCCAUUUCUCUCGCCACAUUUAAAGGAGUACAUGGACCGCUACUGGGCCGUGAUGUUUACUGUUGGAUCACGCCCCAUUGAAACUGGCCACCUGCGUCACUAUGUGUCGUGGUACUGCACGCGGAUGAAGGUGGUACAGCUGGACCAUCACAUUUAUGCAGAAUCCCUACACCGGCAGCUUCUGGAGGUGGCUCAAACCCCCGAAUUGCCAUUAUUGUUUGUGAAUAAAAAACUAGUUGGAACACUCCGCGAUGUGCAGGAGUUGGAGAGUGCGAAGAAGUUGAAGGAUGUGUUGCACUUUGGGUUUGAGUGGCGAGUGGGCGGCGGUGGUGUUGGGGAGAGGCCGUUGCAGGGCUUUUUACCGUCGCCGUACGGAGACACGGAGAUGUUCCGUGGACGUUAUCGUGGAGCCCCCGUGGCGAGACCGGUGGUGGCGCUGCCAAAACUGCAUCCGUUGGACCGUCGCUCGGAGGAAUGA